AUUAUCUAUGUGUGUCUAUUAUUGUUAGCAAUAGUUAGGUUAAUCAAUAUAAUUAAGUGAUAAACAUUAAAAAUAUUAAAAAGUAGCACAAAAUUAAUUCUAAGAAGUUUCAACAUUAACAAAGAUCAAUCAAAAUGGCACUUGCUAUGCAAAGGAAGGCAAACGUCCGUUUGCCCCCUGAGAUUAACAGAAUACUGUACGUUAGAAACUUACCUUAUAAAAUUACUGCUGAAGAGAUGUACGAUAUUUUUGGAAAAUAUGGUGCAAUUAGGCAGAUACGAGUCGGAAAUACUCCUGAGACUAGGGGGACUGCUUUUGUAGUUUAUGAGGAUAUAUUUGAUGCUAAAAAUGCAUGUGAUCAUUUAUCAGGUUUUAAUGUUUGUAAUAGAUACCUUGUUGUGUUAUAUUAUCAGGCCAGUAAAGCAUUUAAGAAAACUGAUUUGGAAAAGAAGGCUGAAGAACUGGAAAAAAUGAAAUCAAAAUAUGGUAUUAAUACUUAAAAAUAGUUUUAAGAGUAUGUUAGGUAUAUUGUAAUUAUAACAAAAUCAGUUUUUUUUCUUUCUAAUAUGUGACUAUCAACUUUGUAUUAGUAAAAUAAAGUAUAUAUUUACGA
Molecule: messenger RNA, 613 nt
Organism: Agrilus planipennis (emerald ash borer)
Lineage: Eukaryota; Metazoa; Arthropoda; Insecta; Coleoptera; Buprestidae
Gene: Sf3b6
Product: splicing factor 3B subunit 6
Exons: 3
Coding region: 135-500 (121 amino acids)
Cellular component (GO): ribonucleoprotein complex; nucleus; cytoplasm
Molecular function (GO): mRNA binding
Source: RefSeq, a predicted model, not a curated record